Cucumis melo (muskmelon) is the source of this 2273-nucleotide messenger RNA. Its product is annotated as UDP-glucose iridoid glucosyltransferase-like. Gene Ontology annotation, molecular function: UDP-glycosyltransferase activity. Lineage: Eukaryota; Viridiplantae; Streptophyta; Magnoliopsida; Cucurbitales; Cucurbitaceae. The record is from RefSeq and is a predicted model, not a curated record. Bases 320 to 1684 code for a protein of 454 amino acids. The transcript has 2 exons.
GUUUAAUAAGUGUGUAUUCGUAUAUGUGGCUAUAUUUUGUAGAAGCAUUCUCUACCACCAAAUCUUAAAACAAUUUUUUAAAAACAAAAAUCAAACUUUCUGCCAAACAUGUGGUUUGCAAAAUUCAAUGACUGUGGAUUAAAAUAAAAUAAAAUAUGGAAUCCUGGAAAUCGAAAAAACCCAAACGGCAAACACCAAUGGAGUGAGUACCAAACCUCAAUUGAUGGAUUCCUAAAAUUGAAUUCAAUAUUCUAUUCCCCACAACAUCAUCUUCGUCUCCUUUUCAUUUCAAUCUCACAAUUAACUUCAAACUACUUCAAUGGAGAAAGCUAAACAAACGGAAAUUCCAAAACAACGGCGUAUAGUCUUGGUCCCAUGUCCGUACCAAGGCCAUAUAACUCCGAUGCUUCAACUCGCUACUUUCCUCCACACCGUCGCCGGUUUCUCCAUUACAAUCGCUCACACUCGCUUCAACUCUCCCAAUGCUUCUAACUUCCCGCAUUUUCAAUUCGUUUAUUUGGACGAUGGAAUCGCAGCGCAGGAAGCGAUUCCGACGGAUUUGAUUGCGGUUCUAUUGGAACUCAAUGUUAAUUGCAGAGAUAGUUUCGAAGCUGAAAUGUGCAAACUGAUGGCAGCUGAGGCGGAGGAUUCUAGUGAGGUCAUCGCCGGUGUUAUUCAUGAUGAGAUCAUGUUCUUCUGUGAAGAAAUUGCUAGUGAUUUGAAGCUGAGGAGCUUUAUUUUGCGAACUACCUCUGCUGCUACUUCUUUGGCUCGAAUGGCUCUUGUUCGCCUCAAUGAUGAUGGGAUGGAUCCAAUACCAAAGUUGCAUCCCUUGAGAUUCAAAGAUCUCCCAAUCUCACUAACAGCAGACUUCACCAAAUACUCAAGAUUGAUGAAAAAGACGUACAAUAUGGAAACACCCACCACAGCCAAGGCCAUCAUCUGGAACACUAUGGAAUGGCUCGAAGAUUCAAUCAUGGCUAAAAUCAGAAACAAAUCCACAGUCCCAAUCUUUCCCAUCGGGCCUUUACAUCGAAUUAUCUCUGCACAAACGAGUGUACUCAAAGAGGAUUUCAACUGUUUAUCAUGGCUCGACGAGCAAGCAGACAAUGUUGUUAUCUAUGUCGCCAUGGGGAGCAUAGCUUCAUUGAAUGAGAAGGCAUUUGGAGAAAUGGCAUGGGGGCUAGCCAACAGCCAGCAACCAUUCUUGUGGGUGGUUCAACCAGGAGCAAUUCAUGGCUCAGAGUGGAUCGAGGCAUUGCCUAAAGGUUUUCGAGAGGCAAUUGGAGGGAGAGGAUAUAUUGUGAAAUGGGCUCCUCAGAAACAAGUGUUGGCACAUAGGGCUGUUGGGGGAUUUUGGAGCCAUUGUGGAUGGAAUUCUAGUAUGGAAAGUUUGAGUGAGGGAGUUCCUAUGUUGUGUAGUCCAUGUUUUGGGGAUCAGAAAGUGAAUGCAAGGUAUCUAAGCUAUGUUUGGAGGGUGGGGAUUCAGUUGGAAAAUGGGUUGGAGAGAGAAGAAAUUGAAAAGGGAAUUAGAAGACUAAUGGUGGGAGAAGAAAGUAAAGAGAUGAGAGAAAGAGCCAAGAAUUUCAAGGAGAAAAUUGAAGCCUAUGUCCUUAAGGUAGAAGAUCAAGGCUACUCACACACUUACUUGACAGAGCUUGUUAGCCUACUAUGUUCGUCUUGAUCAUAACUAUUGAUGAGCUACACCAUUAAAGUUUCUUAUUAUAUCUUUUAUUUGUAAACUUUUAUGAUGACAUUUUUACGAUAUCAUCAUUGAUUUAACAAAACAGACCUUGUGCUCACCUCUUCAUGUGGAAUUGAAAAUCUACCUACCACUAUCUAAUUGGAUUUUCAACUAUCUUUCCACAUAAAAUUGUCAACCAUCUUAUGACAGACAAUCUAUCAAAGUGAUUGCAAGGUAUUUAAGCUAUGUUUGGAGGAUGGGGAUUCAGUUGGAAAAUGGGUUGGAGAGAGAAGAGAUUGAAAAGGGAAUUAGAAGACUAAUGGUGGGAGAAGAAAGUAAAGAGAUGAGAGAAAGAACCAAGAAUUUCAAGGAGAAAAUUGAAACCUAUGUCCUUUAGGUAGAAGAUCAAGGCUACUCACACGCUUACUUGACAGAGCUUGUUAGCCCAUUAUGAUCAUAACUAUUGUUGAGCUAGACCAUUAAAGUUUCUUAUUAUAUCUUUUAUUUGUAAACUUUUACAAUGACGAUAUGAUAUCAUCAUUGAUUUAAUAAAACAGACUUUGUGUCCACCUCUUCACGUGGAAUUAAA